CAAGAGUAAAAACUUCCCAAGGAAAAAAAUUAUUUUUCCAAGGCAGCCAGAAGAUGUCCGUGGCAGUGAAGAAAGGAAUAAGUGCUAAGGCCGAGACCAGAAAAUGCGCAGCGCGUUUCUGGAGGCUCUUUCCUCACCUUUUGCUGUGUCUGUCUCUGGUGGCAUACGCAGCGCUGGGUGCACUCAUGUUCCAGCAGAUUGAAGGAAGGAGCAAGUCCACUACCGAACAGGAGUACCAUACCUUCCUGGGUCAGGUAGUCAGCACGGUCCAGAACCUCACCGCUAAUGCCUCCUACACACAUCAAGACAUAAUAAAGAAAGUGGAGUUUAAGAUGCUACAUGGUUUCAAGUCCAUAUGGCUUCAGAGACCUGACAGAUGGAAUUUCUUUGGCUCCAUGUUCUUCUGUUGCACUGUAUUCACAACAGUUGAUCUGUUUGAGCCAUGA
Messenger RNA from Micropterus salmoides (largemouth bass), 446 nucleotides. It is a transcript of the gene kcnk18, whose product is annotated as potassium channel, subfamily K, member 18. The coding region runs from base 54 to 446 and encodes 130 amino acids. Gene Ontology annotation, cellular component: membrane. Gene Ontology annotation, biological process: stabilization of membrane potential; potassium ion transmembrane transport. Gene Ontology annotation, molecular function: potassium ion leak channel activity. Lineage: Eukaryota; Metazoa; Chordata; Actinopteri; Centrarchiformes; Centrarchidae. The record is from RefSeq and is a predicted model, not a curated record. The transcript is spliced from 3 exons.